CAAGUUAGCGGUAUAUGUUCUAGUUAGCUAAAACUAUUCUGGUGGAUACAAAAUACUUUGUAUUUCCAGUCUUGCAUUGAACAUCCAUUUUGUGUUCUGUAUUCAAUCUCAGUGAAACAAAAGAUUCAAAAUCAUUUAUUUUUUAAGUGUGUGAUAUAAUUGCAUUAUCUUAAAGGCACUCCUUUCUCAAUAAUGUAAUUCUCCCAUCAUGGUUAAUCAUUUGCUGGGUUCUUAUUGCAUGACAGCUUCCGAAACACUGAGAUAUGACAUUGUGUAUGUGUAUAUAUAAUCAGAACCCAACAAGGAUUCAGUUUUAGAAGUAGUACAGGAGCAAUUGAGAGGAUGAUCAUGAAGGUGAGCAUUGUGGCCCUGAUGGCAUUUCUGGUGUCCCGGGCUCAGGCAUUCUUAUCAGUUGGGGGUAACGGAAACACUCAUGUGACCAUUACUGGAAGUGCUGUAAUGGCAAAGAUCUAUGAGGUGUGUGAAGCAGUGGCUGAAAAUGAGGGAAGAGAAUUCAAACCAACAGGUUCGUCAGCAGAAGAGCUGCUACAUGCCUGCCUGGGUACGGCAACGGGUGAGGUUUCAGGUGCCAAGUUUCGUACGGCUCUGAAUCAGAUCUACAUGCAGAACAGCUAUGUGGACCGUGACUUGAUGGGCAGUGCACCACACCACUUCAAUAACGAGGCCUUUGGCGAGGGACGCAACCUUAUCACUCGGGGGACAGCAGCCAUUAAAGCUAAUGUCCACACUAACAACCUUCAAUCUGCCCGAGAGACACUGGGGCGAGUGUGUCACACACUGCAGGAUUUUUAUAGCCACAGUAACUGGGUUGAACUAGGUAACAAAAGUCCAUAUGCCAUCCUCAUCAGACCAGAUCUCACCAUUGAGAACAUUGCAGAUGUUACAAUGCCAACAUGCAGUGACUGUGCCAGUGGCAAAUGUCCAAACCCGCUUCUGCCUGCCAUUCUGAACGGGAGGUAUCUCACUUCGGGAUACAUGGGCUUGUUCUCUUCUGACAAACCUCAGGGUAAAUGUAGCCAUGGUGGGGAUACUGAUCUCAGCAGUAGCCAGAAUCCUCGUGGUGGGAUCAAUAAAGAUGAGCGCCUUCCCUAUAAUGCUCAUCUACACAAUACUGCUGCAAACCUGGCAUCUGAGGCCACCCUGGACCUGCUAGAAGAUAUCCGUGGUGCCAUAGGAAACAAGGACUACCUUCGGCUGAUGGGUAUCGCACGAUCUGCAGUGCUGGUCUUUGUCAUUGACACUACAGGCAGUAUGUCACAAGACAUUGCAGAGGCCAAAAGAGUCACUUACAACAUCAUCGACAGUAAGAAAGGAACUCAAGAUGAACCAUCUGAAUAUAUUUUGGUGCCGUUUAACGAUCCAGAUUUUGGACCCCUAAUAAGGACCACAGACCCAGAUGUGAUGAAGUCUGAGAUCUCCAAGCUCAGCGCUACAGGGGGUGGGGACAUCCCAGAAAUGUGCCUGUCAGCAAUUCAGUUGGCUCUGACAGGUGCUCCAUCCUCCUCGCAAAUAUACGUGUUCACAGAUGCCCCAGCUAAGGAUACGUUCCUAGAGAAAACCAUCACCGCCCUUAUCCGCAGCACCAAGUCAACGGUGUCUUUCUUAAUGACAUCAGCAAUGAGGAAGAAAAGGGAGUUGCCACGCUCACAGUUUCAGAUAUAUUAUGACAUGGCCUUGGCCUCUGGGGGUCAAGCCAUUGAAGUCUCAAAGUCCCACCUCUCUCAAGCCACUGACAUCAUUGUUGACACCUCUACUUCUGCCUUGGUAACAAUUUUGCAGUGUUCCAGGAAUCCAGGACGUGUAGAGAGUUUUCCCUUCCUGCUGGAUGAGUCUAUGUCUAACACUACCAUCUACAUCACAGGGACUGACCUCAUAUUCACCCUUUACAGCCCCACAGGUGUGUCUCAAGCUAACACGGUUGCCAGUGGACCUCUGGGAAUAAUUCAGAAAGUGGGAAACCUGCAACGAAUCCAACUGACCGGAACUGACAUGGGCCUGUGGAAUAUUGACAUGAAGUCAACAGGGUCCUACACCAUAAAAGUAAUUGGUCAGAGUGCGAUUACAUUCAUCUAUGACUUUGUAGAGGAAUUCAAAGGACCACAUCCUGGAUAUGCUGUCAUUGAUGGACGUCCACCAGCAGGAUUACCAGCUAAGCUGUUGCUAAUGCUGACUGGAGAGAAAGGUCCAGAGGUUCUGGAGGUGCAGGAGGUUGCUCUCGUAGACGUGUCAAGGCUCAGAGAGUCUAAUGGAACAAUAGAGAAAAUGGGUAAUGGAGAUUUCCUAGUUACUGUGAAAGAAGUACCAGAGGGAGAGUUUGUGGUGUUGCUGAAGGGAAGAGACACAACCUCCUCUAGCCUUUUCCAGAGGCAGAGCACCACACAGAUGUCUCAGUCCAAAGUCAACAUUAAGGUACAAACUGACAGCUCCAUGCAGCCAGGACAAGAAUUUAAACUAAAUUUUACUGUAACAACCAAUGGAACUGGUGGUGCCUACACAAUUCGUGCAAGGAACGACAAAAGCAUCCCUAUGAACUAUCCAUCAACGCUUACCCUUGUAAGCGGAGGAAGUGCUCAAGGGACAGUGUCUCUAACUCCUCCUGCAAACACUGUCUCAGGCACAGACGUUACUCUCACUAUGGAGGCAGAGGGCCCUGGAGGAAGUGACUCUAAUUAUGCUGUGCUUCGCCUUUCUGUCCUCUCUAAGGUGACCGACUUCACACCUCCAAAAUGUGAAUUGGUCGGUGUUCAGGGCAAUUGCUCCUCCUCCUCUUGCAGCUCAUCAAACUGGGAACUGUCUGUCAACAUCACAGAUGGUAAUGGCACAGGUAUCGAGAGAAUUACCAUCCAGCAAGGCAGUGGAAACCUCACUCAGAAUGAAGUGUUAGACGACAAUGUAACCGUGGUCAUGGGUCUAUACGAGGCCUCAUGUUGCUCACCUUCUGUGACUUUGUCUGCAGUCGACAAGGUGGGGAACGUUGGCAGAUGCACUUACACAAUGGAGACCAGUGCAGGCUCUCCGCGCGUCAGCAUGUCCCUCCCUCUGUGGGCAUGCCUGCUUAUAUCCGCUAUGAUUUUGCUAUGUGAUGCCUUCUCUCUUUGGUGAUUCAGAGCUCUUCCAACCAAAUACAAAAGCAUCCUAUCCAUUGCUUAAUCUUGUCUUAAACAUACAAAUAAAUGUGUUUGCUAAUAUAGAAUUUUACCAUUAUUUCUGACCAGAUAAAGAAAGAUAUAAAAUAGUUUAUAUGUUGAGGCAAGUUUAAUAUUAAUGCUGACUCAUAAACAUCUGCGAUGACUUCUACUAUAAAUACACUUUGAAAAAAACAUGGUUUGACAGCUUGAAUGUACUGUACAACAGUAUUUAAAAUAAAACCUUAAGUAAAAGUUAUACUGUAGGCCUAUAGAGUAUUUUUGUAUAUAUAAACUAUAAACAGACUACUGGUAAAAUGCAUGUGGUCACAUACUAAAAUGUGUUAGCCUUCAUAGUGUUUUUAUUUGCUUUGGAUGAGAUGGUACAUGUUAUCACGUAAAAAUGCAAUCUCUAAGACAAUCUAAAGCAGCAAUUCAAAUGUAAAAAUAUUAACUGCAUUAUUAAAAAAAAAAACAAAUUC
This is a messenger RNA of Myxocyprinus asiaticus (Chinese sucker), 3628 nucleotides long. Its product is annotated as von Willebrand factor A domain-containing protein 7-like. The record is from RefSeq and is a predicted model, not a curated record. Lineage: Eukaryota; Metazoa; Chordata; Actinopteri; Cypriniformes; Catostomidae. The coding region runs from base 343 to 3123 and encodes 926 amino acids. The transcript has 17 exons.